UUCCGGUUCAGGAACCAGAAGGAGACGAAACAGUGAAGGACGCGGUAGAGAAAGAGAGAGAGAGAGACAGAGAGACAUGUAAAGCAAAGCAAAGCAAAGCGAAAGAGCUGUAGUGCGGGGGACGGCUGGAGUGCGGAGCCCCAGGUGCUGAGGGUCCGGAGUGUUGCAGACGAGAGCCCCCGCUCCCCCGCUCCCCCGCUCCCCCGCCGGGGCUGACGGACCAUGUUCAACUGCAUUCCGCUCUGGCGGUGCAACCGGCACGUCGAGGCGGUGGACAGGCGGCACAGCUCGCUGCUCGCCGUGCCGGAGGAGAUCUACCGCUACAGCCGGAGCCUGGAGGAGCUGCUGCUCGACGCCAACCAGCUCCGGGAGCUGCCCAAGCCGUUUUUCCAGCUUGUGAAGUUACGAAAACUUGGACUCAGCGACAACGAAAUCCAGCGACUUCCUCCCGAAAUAGCAAACUUCAUGCUGUUAGUAGAGUUGGAUCUGUCCCGAAAUGAUAUUAUGGAAAUUCCAGAGAGCAUCUCAUUUUGCAAAUCAUUACAAAUAGCAGAUUUUAGUGGCAAUCCCUUGACCAGGUUACCCGAAAGUUUUCCUGAGUUGCGGAAUUUGACAUGUCUCUCGCUGAACGACAUCUCACUGCAGGCACUUCCAGAAAAUAUUGGAAAUCUUCUGAACCUGGCAUCACUUGAGCUAAGAGAAAACCUGCUGACGUUGCUACCAGAAUCGCUUUCUCUCCUCUGCAAACUGGAAGAAUUGGACCUCGGAAACAAUGAACUAUAUCAUCUGCCAGAAAGUAUUGGGUCACUUUCAAACCUGAAGGAUUUGUGGUUGGAUGGGAACCAGUUGGUUGAACUACCUAUGGAAAUUGGAAACCUGAAGAACUUGGUGUGUUUAGAUGUAUCAGAAAAUAAACUGGAGAAACUCCCUGAAGAGAUCAGUGGACUUGAUUUGCUCUCAGAUCUACUGGUUUCACAGAAUCAGUUGGAAGUGCUGCCAGAUGGCACUGGAAAACUAAAGCACCUUUCGAUCCUAAAACUUGAUCAAAAUCGUUUAGUUCACUUGACUGAUGCUAUUGGAGAAUGUGGAAACCUGACAGAGCUUGUACUCACAGAAAACAAGCUGGAGAGUUUGCCCAGGAGCAUUGGAAAGUUGCAGAAGUUGACAAAUUUUAAUGUGGACAGAAAUAGGCUGAUUUCAAUUCCCAAAGAGAUCGGUGGCUGCUGCAACCUCACUGUCUUCAGUCUCCGAGACAACAGAUUAACAAGGAUCCCACCAGAAAUCUCACAGGCAACUGAACUUCAUGUGCUGGACUUAGCUGGAAACAGGUUGACGUACUUGCCGCUGUCAUUGAUCACUUUGAAACUGAAGGCCCUUUGGUUAUCUGAAAACCAGUCCCAGCCGCUGCUAACUUUCCAGACCGAGAUUGAUGCAGGGACAAGAGAGAAGGUUUUGACGUGUGUUUUGCUUCCUCAGCUGCCUCCUGAACAUAACAACCACGAUAAUUUACCACGCUGUGCUGCUCUGGAGAGUUUGGUGAAUGACGUCUCUGAUGAAAUGUGGAAUGAACGUGCCAUGAACCGAGUCAGUGCGAUACGCUUCCUAGAUGAUCAGGACGAGGAUGACGACGAAGAAAAGGGUACUCUGCUACGGAGGGCCACUCCACACCCUGGGGAACUGAAAACCUUGAAAAAGACAGCGGAGAACUUGAGGAACGAGAUGAAUGCUGCUAAAGAACUGGACUCCAACAAGAAUGAGGUCAAUAAUGCCACUCAAAGAUUAACCACUUCUGUAUAGAGUCUUACCUCAAGCUCUCACCUCGUGUGUUUCCCUGACUCUGUAAACAGUCAUGUCAACCCAUCCUUGGAACUGUUCCACUCUGUUCUUACACUGAUCAUUGUCUCCUCAUGUCACCAAGGUUUAAACCAACUGCAACCUGGAAGAAAGUGCCUUGUUUCCCCACAGUGAUUGCACCAAUCAGUCCAAAAGCAUUCUGCACAAUUUAAUCAUGAUUUUCCAAAAAAAAUCAUCUUUUUUUUUUAUCUAGGUAGAUGCACUACUGUAUAGAAUUUAGAAAUUCUUGCAUAUAAUUUUGUUAUACACAGGGUGAAUGCAUUUUUUUUUAAAAAGUAUAUUUUUGGGGGUGUGUGGACCUGCUGAAAAAUAAUUGUACAGUUUUAUGUGAAAUUUGAUACUUUUUAUACAGUUUGGCAGCUUGGAUUGUGUAAAUUUUACAUUUUGUGUAUAGCGAGUUUAAUAAUGGUAAUACAGGUUCAUGAAUAUUGAGCUACAGUACACAUUUUUAAUAGCCGUAGAAAUCAGUUCUUACUUUCCUGAAUCACCCACAUUCUGUCUUCAGUUACUUACUUGUGCCUUUUUACCCCAGCCCUCUCCUCCCUUUGUUAUAAGAUGAAUCGCUCGUUACGAUAAGGGCAAUGCGCUCACCGGCUGGUCUUGUUAACGAUAGGUACGGUGUUUUAUUUUUCCGUAAGGGGAUGGUACAGAGAAACACUACACGUGUUCAAACUUGCAGGCUUGUGUAACUUCUAAGCCACGACCUGCUGAAUGAAUGAUAUCUGCACCAAAUAUGGUGUGAUUAACGCUUUAUACGGUUACUUCUAAUUAGUGUAACCCCUUCUAUAUGUUACUCUCAUGCACUGUGUUUUCUUUCAACUGGAAUUUUUCAACAGUUGUGAAUGGUUUUGUAAGGCGUGAACCCUGUUUUGAUUUUAUUUUUCUCGUCACAUAUUGCACAAGAAAGUUUAUGAUUUGUCUUUACAAUAAACGAAGGCUUUUUGCCGACCAUUCUUAACCACUGACAAAUAAAAUUUGGCAUUAGUCCUUCAAGGAAGAAGGUCACUUUCCAGUUUAAUUUAUUUUCAGCGGGAACUGGGAAAUCUCACUGUUGUCAGGGUGACAGUUAGCUGUGGCCUCUGUUGAGGUAGACUCUGGACAUAAAGCUUGAGUGGUUUCUGAACAGUGAUUGUUAUGGAUCUCAGCCACUCCCUGCUACAUUUUCAUUUAACUAAUUAAAUUGCUUACUCUCUUUGUUGUUUUGUUAACUGUGGUCUUGAGUUUGGAAUAUGUGGAGGUGCCUGUUUAAUACAUUUGUUAGGUGUUAAAACAGUCAAUAAUAUUUUUGGCUAAUAAACAUCAACUUUGUAAAUAUCUA
This is a messenger RNA of Pristis pectinata (smalltooth sawfish), 3172 nucleotides long. RefSeq names its product leucine rich repeat containing 1 (gene lrrc1). The transcript is spliced from 15 exons. The record is from RefSeq and is a predicted model, not a curated record. Gene Ontology annotation, molecular function: protein binding. Gene Ontology annotation, cellular component: postsynaptic density; adherens junction; postsynaptic membrane. The coding region runs from base 223 to 1797 and encodes 524 amino acids. Lineage: Eukaryota; Metazoa; Chordata; Chondrichthyes; Rhinopristiformes; Pristidae. Gene Ontology annotation, biological process: neurotransmitter receptor transport postsynaptic membrane to endosome; neurotransmitter receptor transport, endosome to postsynaptic membrane.